UACAAUCAAUGUAAACGACUUACGUCAUUGACAACGAUCACCUCCUUUGGUUGGCGGGAACUGUGCUCAUAUCAGACAUUAGGUGGAUUUUGAAAAUGACAGACAAGGUAUCUUCCGAGGACCCGUGUCUGUACUUCGGAAAAUUUCAGCAGGUGACAGCAGACCGUCCAGAAGCAUCCGCCGACCCAAGAAAUGUCGAGAGUACUCUGGCUUCCCCCAAAUGUGGACGGAAAUGCUGCUUGGAGCAGGCUCCCCCAGAAUCCGCCCUCUGGUACCACACCACCAACAAGAUGAAUGACAAGUUUGAUCUGAUUGAGCAGCAGCUUCAGAACCUUCUACGUAAGGCUGAUGAGUUUCAGGCACACCUUGUGUACAGGCAUGACCACCUGCAGAGGGAGGGCCUGGCUCUUGUGGUCCCCACAUUUCUGCGCACAUGCCAGCCUUACUUUACUUACCUGGAGUCCACUGCGCGCAGCUCCCUGCCUCAGCGAGCUCCACUGCCCCCUUACAUCAGGACGCGGCUGUUAGAGUUCUCUCAGCAGCUGAGCAGUCGUCUGGAACAGCUUGUGUUGACGUACGCCUCCUUCGAUUUCCUGUCCCUGGAGGAAACGGACCCUCUGAGCGUCUCACAUUUCUACGUGGGCCAGUGCCAGAUGGGCCGCGUCAGCGUGUCAGCGUUCCGGUACUGCCGGCCCGCCCCGUUCGACCCGCGGACCGGGCGCGGGCCGUACAAGCGCAUGCGCUGGAACGUGGAGAGGGAGAGGGGGCGGCACGGAGAGACAGGCCGAGACCAGGAGCAGAAGACAGAGCGAGGGAGAGAGGGCGGCGGUGCUGAGUAUUAUUUCCUGUGCUAUGAGGAUGGGCCUGAGCGGGCGAGCGAGGGGGAGGCUGAGAGAGAGGGAGAGAGAGGGCCAGAGACAGAGUGCUGUGUGAGCAGAACCUGGUCCAUCGGGCAGUGGAUCCAGACAGAUCCAGACCCACAGGAAGAGGACAUCUAUGACUGGGUGCUGUGCUCUGUCCCACUGGGCCAGUAUAAACAUCUGCUGUGUCUGGGGACAGAGGAGCCCACUGUCUGCAUAGCCACAGACUACCUGCUGGGGGUGCUGUUGCUUCAGGAGGGCCAAGGGAACAGCCCAGUGUCCACGUGAAGAGACUCGCCAGAGUACACACACUACACACACACGCAGCUUGUUAUAUCUUGCAUUCAGUAGUUGGUAAGA
Messenger RNA from Conger conger (European conger), 1220 nucleotides. RefSeq names its product chromosome 2 C19orf67 homolog (gene c2h19orf67). The record is from RefSeq and is a predicted model, not a curated record. The transcript has 8 exons. The coding region runs from base 96 to 1148 and encodes 350 amino acids. Lineage: Eukaryota; Metazoa; Chordata; Actinopteri; Anguilliformes; Congridae.